Trypanosoma rangeli is the source of this 841-nucleotide messenger RNA. RefSeq names its product R27-2 protein. The record is from RefSeq and is a predicted model, not a curated record. The transcript has a single exon. The annotation marks the transcript as partial. NCBI's taxonomy places the organism in Eukaryota, Euglenozoa, Kinetoplastea, Trypanosomatida, Trypanosomatidae.
AUGCUCAGCUUCUUCCGAGGCGAUUCGCCUACAGGCACUUAUGAUGAUCCUGCUUCACCUUACUUGAGCCACGACGACUCCCAUGCAGGCUCUGACUCCGAUACAAGCAGCUACGUCAGUUCAAGAAGGAAAGACAGCCUCGUUGACACACUCCAGCUUGAGCUAAAAAUGCGCGACGAACGUAUAAAAGAACUCGAGCAGGCUCAUGAGGAGCUUUUGCGCAAGUCGCAAUUCAAUGCGGGGCAACUAAUAGAAGAACUAAAAAAGGUGGAUAGUGAGAAAAAGGAGGCCCUUGAACGUGCAGAACAACUAGCAAGGCAGUAUCACAAUACGCAAAAAGAUGCAAACAUAGCUGUAGAAGAAAAAAACAAAGCAAAUGAUUGUCUCAGCACACUGCCAUCAGACAAAUUAAAUACUAAACAAAUGAUAAACAAGAAAUCAUCGACACAACAGAAAAAGAAGCCAUUAGAAACCCAUCAAGGUACAGAGAAAGAACCCUACACGUCCAAGAUACACGUCGAAGCUCAUAAGUCAAACGCCCAACAGACUAGAAAACCCAAGUCUGAGGAGGCCCUGGUGGGCAUGGAUGCCGAGAAGCGGAGAGCUGAGGAAGUUUUGGAGGCUGAAAAGCAGAGAGCUGCGGAGGCUGUGAUCGCGUUGGAGGCCGAGAAGCAGAGAGCUGCAAAGGCGGUAGAGGCCGAAAAGUACAACGCCGAUAUCGCCAUACAGGUAGCUAAGAAACGGUAUGAGGAGGCUCUGAAGGCUAAUGAAAUGGAGAAGCGCCGUGCCGAGGAGGCUGUGAUCGCCUUGGAGGCCGAUAGGCAGAGAGCUGCGGAGGCUU